This is a messenger RNA of Ricinus communis (castor bean), 1547 nucleotides long. Its product is annotated as small nuclear ribonucleoprotein-associated proteins B and B'-like. The transcript has 2 exons. Gene Ontology annotation, biological process: mRNA splicing, via spliceosome. Gene Ontology annotation, cellular component: catalytic step 2 spliceosome; U4 snRNP; U1 snRNP. NCBI's taxonomy places the organism in Eukaryota, Viridiplantae, Streptophyta, Magnoliopsida, Malpighiales, Euphorbiaceae. Gene Ontology annotation, molecular function: RNA binding. Bases 105 to 932 code for a protein of 275 amino acids. The record is from RefSeq and is a predicted model, not a curated record.
ACAUCACCGUACCGAAAUAAAACCCUUCCAAAAUCCUAAAACCUUCGUUUUCCGCCCUUUUCUUGUCAAAACCCCAAAUUCUGCAAUUCCCUAGAUUAAUAAAAAUGUCGAUGUCGAAGAGCUCCAAGAUGCUCCAACACAUAAACUACAGAAUGCGAGUCACAAUUCAAGACGGCCGUCAACUAGUAGGCAAAUUCAUGGCAUUCGAUCGCCACAUGAAUUUAGUCCUCGGUGACUGCGAGGAGUUUCGCAAACUUCCACCAGCCAAAGGCAAAAAGAACAACGAAGAGCGCGAAGACCGCCGGACUCUCGGCCUCGUUCUCCUCCGCGGCGAAGAAGUUAUUUCCAUGACCGUCGAAGGCCCACCUCCUCAAGAAGAGUCGCGCGCUAAGGCUGUUUCUGCUACUGCCGUUGCGGGACCCGGCAUUGGACGCGCUGCUGGCCGUGGGAUUCCUACUGCUCCUCUUAUUCAAGCUCAGCCUGGUCUUGCUGGUCCCGUCAGAGGUGUUGGUGGCCCCGCUCCUGGUAUGAUGCAGCCUCAGAUCUCGCGUCCUCCGGUCCCGCAACUUUCUGCUCCUCCUAUGAGUUAUCCACCGCCUGUUAUUAGGCCACCUGGACAGAUGGCUUUCCCUGGUCAAGGUCCUCCACCUAUGGGGCGCGGUCCACCUCUUCCUCAGUUUGGUGCUAGGCCUCCACCACCUGGUCAGGGUUUUCCCAUGCCUCCUCCUCCACAUUUCGGGCAAAGACCCAUGGGAAUGCCUCCGCAGCCACAGGGCGGUCCACCGCCUAUGAUGAGAGGACCUCCUGCUCCGCCAAGACCUGGAAUGGCACCACCUCCUCGUCCAGGGAUGCCUCCUCCACCUGGUUAUGGACCUCCUCGUCCCGGUAUGCCUCCUCCUCAUAAUCCACAACAGCAGAAUCAGCAGCAGUAAUUAUAGAUUGCAAUAGUUGAGCUUAUUUUCAGAGUUGGAGCUAUCUGGAUUCCAGUUUUGUAGCACUUUGCUUUUAUUGAUGAUGGAGAUGGGGUUGGGACCACCGGCCUAACGAAUUUGCUACUUGAUCCAUCUUUUUGGCUGGACAACUAGAUGUUGUGUUUGCAAUAGUUGAGCUUAUUUUCAGAGUUGGAGCUGUCUGGAUUCCAGUGUUGUAGCACUUUGCUUUUAUUGAUGAUGGAGAUGGAGUUGGGACCACAGGCCUAAUGAAUUUGCUACUUAAUCCAUCUUUUUGGCUGGACGACUAGAUGUUGUUUUUAAUCAUUUCUAGAUGACAACCAAGCCCAUAGUGCCAUUUAGAUAGGCUUGACCUGCGUGUAUAAUAGGCAUAUUAGUUGAUCAAACUGAGUUUGAUUUCAAGCGCUUCUGUCAAUCGUUCUUACUAGUGAAGCUUCUUCAGAUGGCUAUACUAAAUUCUUAUGUAUUUAUUUGUUCAAGGAAUUCAUUUGACUUUAUAGCUUUGUUUGAUUUUAGUGUCAAGGACUUGCUUUGCCAAUACUUAUUGGGAAUCAUCAAGUGGAUAUUUUUCUAAUAAAUACGCUUUAUUUAUUAAUA